UAGUUGUUUUGCUUCCUCCGCGGCGCAUAUGAGUUCCCAACGUGGCUCCAACAAAAAUCGUAACAUUUAAAAAUCAGUUUCAUAUUUGUAAACAGUAAAAACAGAAUUUGGUUCGUUGGUUAGAAAGAUUCGAUCUGCGGUCAGAGCCUGUGCUGACGCAUUUGUGUAGCCUGCACACGGAUUAUAAUGAUAAGAUUCUGCAGAGAUGUUUCUUGAAGAUGAAGACUGGAAUGAUGACAAAGCAGACGUCCUGUGUCUAGCUGUCCCCAAAGCAAACGAACCAAGCAGCCCCAAUGUAAAGACUAAGGCAGUGGGAAAGAAGAGCCUGCUGCGCACUCUGCAGACGCUGGGCUCUGUGCCACAGUGGAAGAGCCAGGACCCACAGAGAGCCAGCGACAGUGAGGAUGAAGCUCCACCAACAGAACACGCUAAGAAAAGAAGGAAGAAGAGGAGGAAGAAGAGGAAGCAUGGAGACACAGGGGAGGAGGAGGAGCAGGAGGAGGAGGGGGGCCUGGAGCUCAGCCAGGACACCCCCGUCAAGAAGAAGAAGAAGGACACAACGGGAAAAAAAGUGAUCUCUACAACCACAGAAAAGGACCAAGACACAUCUAAACCUACUGACAGUUCAGACACAAAGCUGAGCCGAAAACAGUGGAAGAACCGAAUGAAAAACAAACGAAAGAGCAAAAAUAAGUUUAAACCUCAAGGAGCUUCAGAAGAGGGGGAGAGGAAAGAGAUGGAUUCUAACGGCAAUAUUACCACAAACACGGACAAUCAGCCUGUGCAAGUCAAGAAAAAGAGUAAAAAACAAAAAGGCAAAAUGAACGAAGGAUCAUCAGAAACAUGUCCGCCGAGUGGAAAGGAGGAGAUUAAAAAGAAAAAGAUGAAUGACACGAACAAUGAAGUUCUAAAACCAGCAAAUAUUGACCAGAACAAAAAAGCGGAAAUGAAGAAGGCGAAGCUGCGCAGAUUGCUCCAGAACCAGGAGACCAAGGUGGAGGAGGCUCACCCCGUGGAGGCUUGUGUGGAGGAGGUAGAACCGGAGACAGAGGGGCCUACAGCGGAGCCCCUGGACCCCUCGGCCUCUCUGCGAUCUCGGAUGGAGCAGCGUCUGGAGGCGGCACGGUUCCGCUACAUAAACGAGGUGUUGUACAGCUCCAGCAGCAAGGAGGCACGCCGCAUGUUCACCCAGGACCAGGAGGCCUUCUGGGUGUACCACCGAGGAUACAGCGCCCAGGUGAACAGGUGGCCCCAGAACCCCGUGGAUCAGAUAAUCCAGUUCAUCAAGCAAAAACCGGCCUCUCUGGUGGUUGCAGACUUCGGCUGUGGAGACUGUAAAAUCGCCAAGAGCGUCAAAAACAAAGUGCACAGCUUCGACCUGGUGGCCACCUGUGAGCUGGUGACCGCCUGUGAUAUGGCCAACGUCCCUCUGAAGGACAGCUCUGUGGACAUCGCCGUCUUCUGUCUCUCUCUCAUGGGAACUAACCUUGCAGAUUUUUUAAAAGAAGCUAACCGUGUUCUAAAAAGAGGGGGUUUUCUGAAAAUAGCCGAGGUGUCGAGCCGAUUUGAGAAUGUGCGCAGCUUCAUCACUGCGCUGGCAGGUCUAGGAUUCAAACUGGUGUCCAAGGACACAGAGAAUACUCACUUUUACUCAUUCGACUUUGUAAAGACUGGACCAGCACCUGAAAAUGUGAAGAAGUUUGGAGUGCAGCUGAAGCCUUGUGUGUAUAAGAAGAGAUGAGAGAGACUUUAUUUAAAGCCAUUUACUGCUCUGGGUCAAACAUCAGGGCUUGUUUUGCAGCUGUUGAUUUGUUAAAGUGCUAUAAAUAUAUUAUUUUUACCGAA
Molecule: messenger RNA, 1845 nt
Organism: Boleophthalmus pectinirostris (great blue-spotted mudskipper)
Lineage: Eukaryota; Metazoa; Chordata; Actinopteri; Gobiiformes; Gobiidae
Gene: rrp8
Product: ribosomal RNA processing 8
Exons: 9
Coding region: 206-1741 (511 amino acids)
Biological process (GO): cellular response to glucose starvation; regulation of transcription by glucose; rDNA heterochromatin formation
Cellular component (GO): rDNA heterochromatin; chromatin silencing complex; nucleolus
Molecular function (GO): methyltransferase activity
Source: RefSeq, a predicted model, not a curated record